AUGAUAGCUAGCGGUAGACUCACCACCGAAUCUAUUACAACCGAACGAAAUAAUAAUUCUUUAAUUGGAAUGGAAUUUGCUGGUUUUAAUAAAACUGGAGGAAUGACAAAUAUUCUCACAACUGACAAAUAUCUUACAAGUAGUUGGAUCAUACCCGACAUGUGGACGAUGGAACGUUGCGACGGUUCCUUGUGUAUUGUAUAUAACACGUGUUAUUACGCUUUGUAUUUGAGGGGUAAAAUCAAAAAAGAUGAUAAAGUGUUGAUUUACUGUGGUACGGGAGGUGUUGGUCAAGCUGCUAUUCAUCUUGCUCUUUACGAGGGUUAA
Camponotus floridanus (Florida carpenter ant) is the source of this 327-nucleotide messenger RNA. RefSeq names its product fatty acid synthase-like. The transcript is spliced from 2 exons. Lineage: Eukaryota; Metazoa; Arthropoda; Insecta; Hymenoptera; Formicidae. The coding region runs from base 1 to 327 and encodes 108 amino acids. The record is from RefSeq and is a predicted model, not a curated record.